Molecule: messenger RNA, 1795 nt
Organism: Daphnia magna
Lineage: Eukaryota; Metazoa; Arthropoda; Branchiopoda; Diplostraca; Daphniidae
Product: hydroxyproline dehydrogenase
Cellular component (GO): mitochondrion
Molecular function (GO): FAD binding; proline dehydrogenase activity
Source: RefSeq, a predicted model, not a curated record
UUCGACUAUUCUUUUUUAUUUAUUUUUCUUGUCUGAUAAGCAAUACGCACCCUCAACGAUUAAGUAGUAGUCUUCUGAGUAUGUGAGGUUGGCUUAAUUCUGUUACAGAGUAAUAUUAGUUUGCUGUAACUCCCUGGAACAGAAUGUCUAUUGUUGUUUCUCUCCUACGCCAGCCUCGGCUGAUGUGCCAUCACAUUGUAACAUGCAGGUCCAGCAGUUCAUUGAUUAAUACCCCAGAAAAGGAAAUUUCAUUCGCUGAUCAUCGUACUGCCUAUGCUCAUUUAAGCCGUACCGAAAUUCUGAGGGCUUGGAUUGUGCUCAAAUUGUGCUCUUUUGAUUUCUUGUUGCAAAACAGUUUGAAGGUAUUGGAGCAUAGUCAGCGGGUGUUAGGGCGCGGAUUAUUGGAAAAAAUCCUUCGACCAACUCUGUACGAUCAGUUUGUUGCUGGAGAUGAUCCACAGUCGCUGAAAGAGACGGCCAACAAGUUGAAGAAAGUUGGCAUAAAACUAAUGAUCCUUCCAUCACUAGAAGAAGACGUUGGGCAGAAAAGUGACGAAAAUCGGUACAAUUCUAAUGUAGAAGUGACACUACAAUUAGCUGAAAUAGCGUAUCAUCAUGGUGGUCCCUUGUCGUGUCUCCAGACAAAAAUCACUGCUUUAAUCAGCGCUGAUUUGUUGCUUAAAUUAGCCGAGCGCAAUCGAGACAAAGAAGACCAGUUCCGCACGAUAUCUUCAUGGGCCAAUUAUAUGGCCGGUGGAUUGCUUGCCCCUGUGUCAUAUCUUGAUAAAACAGAAAACAUUGAAUUGGAGAAGGGGCUAGAACGAUUAAAAAGCGUAGGCGCUUUCGCAUCUGGUCUCCAGUUCCGUUUACUCGUCGACGGAGAAUUUACUUAUUUGAACCAGGCCAUCUCCAUCGCUGCGUUAUCCAUGGCCGGUGCUUUUAACCAAUCAAGACCCGUAGUAUGGAACACGUAUCAGUGCUACUUGAAGGACGCCUUUGAAAAAAUUUGCAGUGAGCUCGAAAUCACCCAACGAAUGGGAGUCGGUUUUGGAGCUAAAAUAGUAAGGGGUGCAUACUUGGAACGCGAACGUCAACUAAGUGUGGAAGGAAAUUAUCCAGACCCUACAAAUCCAUCCUACGAAGCUACCUCGGACGUUUACGAUAGGGCGGUAGAGUACCUACUGGAAGAAGUAGUUCGCUCUGGAGGUCAACGCUGUAAUGUCAUUGUGGCCAGUCAUAACGAAAAAUCCGUGCUAAAAGCCUUGACGAAAAUGAGAUCACUGGGUAUUUCACCAAAAGACAACACUGUAGUUUUUGGUCAAAUUUAUGGCAUGGCUUCAAAUAUUACUGUGAAAUUAGCUUCCGAAGGAUACAUUGUGUAUAACUCUGUACCUUAUGGUUCGCUAUUUGAUGUACUGCCUUACCUAUCACGACGAGCCACAGAGAACCGAGCUGUCCUCAAAGGCACUAGACGUGAACGGACAUUACUGGCACGAGAGCUCAGAGCUCGUUUUCUUGGAUUUUAAAUUCGAGAUUUAAUAUGAAAAGGAGAAUCCACUUAGAAAUGGGAAAAUUUAAGAGCACCACUUGUGAAGGACUUCGCUUAGUAACGCAUUAGGUAAAUGUCUUCGUAUUGCAGCUCUAUGUACACAAGAUUUCAAAGACUCCAGACAAAUUUCAGUUUGACGUGCAAUUAGUUGAUAACGUCACCAUUCCUAUCUCUUCUGGUCAUGUUUGUAAUUAGAAAUAGUAUGCAGAGGUUUAAAAAUCAAUGAAAGGUGAUUUGGCAAUUUCA